This is a messenger RNA of Emiliania huxleyi CCMP1516, 1292 nucleotides long. RefSeq lists its product as hypothetical. The coding region runs from base 108 to 839 and encodes 243 amino acids. The transcript is spliced from 8 exons. Lineage: Eukaryota; Haptophyta; Isochrysidales; Noelaerhabdaceae. The record is from RefSeq and is a predicted model, not a curated record.
ACGAAAUGUUACGAGAAUGGGUCCUGCAAGGAGCUCGUCCAUUCCAUCUAUGCCGGGGCGAUAUGUGAGCCCGGGAGAGGCCAGCGCUGUGGAAGCAACAGUCUGACAUGAUUCGGCCCGCUCCCAUCAUCAUCAUCAGGCGCCUUUGUCAUGAUUGUCCUCGUCGUUGUGUACACCGUCGUCGCCCUCAACGCCCUGCGAAAGCGGGAGCGCGUGCCUCGCCCCUGGGACCUGAUUGUCUUGGCAUGCCGCGGCGCGCUCAUGGCCUGGGACCGCGCAAAGGAAGGCGCACACAUCGUCCUGAGCUCCUCCUCCGCGGCCCGCCGCUCGAUAAACGGGGCCCGCUCGAGCGCCGACGGCCUCCCCCGCUCGCCGUCCGGCCUCUCCCGGGCCUGGUCAGCGGGAGAGGGGCGGCUCACAAAGAAGGCUCGACGCCACGGAGUGAUGAGCGUGCCCGGCCUUCCGCCGGGCAAGGAGGCCCCGCUGCCAGAGAAGAGCGAGAGGGGCUUGAGGGGCGAUGCCCUCCGCUGGCACCGCCUCGCCUGGGUCGCAGUCAGUGCACCGGCUCUUCCUUCUCAACCGCGAGUGUCCGACGCUCCGCUUGUAUAGGUACGCGCUCGCAGGGAUGCAGCGGACGGGCAGCGAGGCCGACCCGACCUUCGCCCCUCCGCCGCAUAUGGGCAGCACGGAGGCGCUCCACCGCCCGAGCCAGGAGUCGAACUUCACCGCUCCAGCGGCGCUCAAGCAUCUGGAGCAGCGGCGCUCGACGACGGUCGGUGGGGGGCCGAGCGAGUCGACGGCGUCUGGAGUCGAGAAGAGCGGCUCGCGCCGCUAGAUGAGGAACAUCUCCCCACAUCUCCCCACAUCUCCCCACAUCUCGCGCUGCCAGAUGCGGGAGACAGAUCCGAUCAGCGCACUCCACAGAGGACCACGGGUAUUCGGCGCUGACUUCCGCUGUGUGAUGCGACCGCUCUCACUAUGCAGUACACGCGGGGUGAGUGUGUGCAAUGUAGGCUCGUGCUGCUCGAGCUACUCGCGCUCUAGCUCAUCUGGUCGGCAGGCCGCAGAGGCACCUCUCCCGAUGGCGACGAACCGGCCGGAGCCGAUUGAGGAGCGGGCGGUGCGGGCAGUCGUCGCCUUGCCGUCGACGAUCGUGCGGGCUAGCGUGCAGGUGGUCGCAGACUAUACGCCGGUGCCUCUCCCGCGGAGAAUCGUCCCGCGGAGGUCAGUGCAGGACGGGACGUCGCCACCGGAUCCGCAUAGCCCGUAGGUUUGCACAGCCUUGGUUACCG